Pongo pygmaeus (Bornean orangutan) is the source of this 4684-nucleotide messenger RNA. It is a transcript of the gene LRRC18, whose product is annotated as leucine rich repeat containing 18. Bases 627 to 1412 code for a protein of 261 amino acids. The transcript has 7 exons. The record is from RefSeq and is a predicted model, not a curated record. NCBI's taxonomy places the organism in Eukaryota, Metazoa, Chordata, Mammalia, Primates, Hominidae. Gene Ontology annotation, cellular component: cytoplasm. Gene Ontology annotation, molecular function: protein binding.
UCAGGUGGAAUGGUGUACAGAAGAAAAAGGCACUUCACCAUCCCACGCCUCAUUUCAUUGGCUAUCAGCUCCAAGGAAGUUCCAUUAUUUCUGGUACUGUCAGAGAAAGACACCAUUACCAGCAGUUCCAGGACACCUAAUCAAAGGCUGGUGUCAAGACUGUGCUAAUGAUCUGGAUCCAGGUCCUAAGUCUCUUGUUGCCUGGAGACAAAGUUUCACAGUUGAAGAGGAGAAGCUGGGACUAGCAGGCUUCACAAGGAACACAAAGGUAUAGCCUUGCUCACUGCAUAUCCACUGACCUGACCCAUAGUACAACUCCAGUAGGAAUUGUUGGACAGACAACUGAAUGAGGAGACUAAACUGUAGCCAGCUCUAGAGAUUAAAACAUAAAGAGUUCACAGAUGACCUAGGACAGCACUGGCUGCCUCAGACAACCAGACUCUCCACCUGCUGCCCAAUUCCUGUGUCUGCAGUGCUGGGGACACCUCUCAGAAUGUGAGCGGGACCUUCAUUUUGUUUGCUGCCUGGAACAGUGCCUCAUUCAUACAGUUUGUCGUGAUUUUUCCUCACACUGAUCACUAUCCAAUCAGAACAACAAACUUCUAACACUCCCUUACUAAAAGAACAUGGUUAAGGGUAAGAAAGGCCCCAAGGGCAAGAAGAUCACCCUCAAGGUGGCCAAGAAUUGCAUCAAAAUCACUUUUGAUGGGAAAAAGCGCCUUGACUUGAGCAAGAUGGGAAUUACCACCUUCCCCAAGUGUAUUCUGCGCCUCAGUGACGUGGACGAGCUGGACCUUAGCCGGAAUCUGAUCAGGAAGAUCCCUGACUCCAUCUCUAAGUUCCAGAACCUCCGGUGGCUAGACCUGCACAGCAACUACAUAGACAAGCUGCCUGAGUCCAUCGGCCAGAUGACCAGCCUGCUCUACCUCAAUGUCAGCAACAACAGGCUGACAAGCAACGGGCUGCCCGUGGAGCUGAAGCAACUCAAGAACAUCCGCACUGUGAACCUAGGCUUGAACCACCUGGACAGUGUGCCCACCACACUGGGGGCCCUGAAGGAGCUCCACGAGGUAGGGCUCCAUGACAACCUACUGAACAACAUCCCCAUGAGCAUCUCCAAGCUCCCCAAGCUGAAAAAGCUCAACAUAAAGCGGAACCCCUUUCCAAAGCCAGAUGAGUCAGAAAUGUUCAUAGACUCCAUCAGGAGGCUGGAGAACUUGUAUCUUGUGGAGGAGAAGGAUCUGUGUGCGGCUUGCCUGAGAAAAUGCCAAAACGCCCGGGACAAGCUGAAUAGAAUCAAGAACAUGGCCACGACGACACCGAGAAAGACCAUCUUUCCCAAUCUGAUCUCACCCAAUUCCACGGCCAAGGACUCCUGGGAAGACUGGAGAAUACGCUCAACAUCUUCCUAGAGUAGCUGUGGCAAAAACUUGAAGACUACUCAGCUAACAGAAUAAACGACUCUGAAGAGGAGAAGCCCCCAGUUAAGAGAAGAUAGAGUGGCAAGUGAGAUCUUCUGGAAACCAGGCUCACCGGACCUGGCCAAGUCACCGACUUGCUUCUCAAAUUCACUUCACCUCCCUUAGCUUUAGCCCACCUGUGUGUGAAAAUGACUUUCGGAAAUAUUUGAUGUGGUUUUUAAAAUGUAUAUAGAAAAAAAUUUAAGAAAAUUACAGAUUAUAUAUUAUAGACAACUAAAUAUUUAAGACUUUAAGACUUAAAUAUUUAUGCCUCUACAUUUCACUCGGACUAGGACAUCUCAAUGCCAGUAGUCUGUGAUAAGUUUAUGUAGGUAUAAUGAGAUACUGAUAUGGUUUGGGCAUUUGCCCCCUCCAAACCUCAUGUUGAGAUUUGAUCUCCAGUGUUGGAGGUGGGGCCUAAUGGAAGGUCAUGGGGGUGAGUCCCUCAUGAAUGGCCUGGUGCCAUCCUUUUGGUAAUGAGUGAGUUCUCACUGUAUUAGAUCCUGUUGAAAAUUGAUUGUUAAAAAGACCUUGGGACCUCCCUCUCCUCUCUCUCUCUUCCUCUCACCAUGUGAUGCCUGCUCCCCUUCACCUUCCACCAUGAGUGGAAGCACCUAUACCCCAAAGCCCUCACCAGAAGGAGGUGCUGGCACCUGUACACCUUGUAAGAACCAUGACCCAAAUAAACUUCUUUUCUUUAUAAAUUACCUAGCCUUAAGUAUUCCUUUAUAGCAAUGCAAAUGGACUAAGAUACCUCAAGCAACCCCAAUUUAUACAAAAAGUUAUGUAGAAAAACAUGCUUAAAAAUACUAUAGAUAAGGUAUGAUUUUAACAAAUCUUUCAGUGGUUCAUAGGUAGGCAGGAAACAGAAACCAGAGAAAUGAACAACAGGAAAAAAACAAAAAAUAAAAAUAAAAUGGCAGACUUGUAUUCUAACAUUUUGAUAAUUAUAAUAAAUGUAAACAAUCUGCUUUAUUUGUAAUGACCACAAAAUGGAAACAACCAAAUUUUGCUCAAUGCACAAAUUGUUAAACAAGCUAGUAUAUUUCUAUCAUGGAAUACUACUCAGCAAUAAAGAGGAACAGACCACUGAUACAUGCAACAACUUGAAUGUAUCUCAAUGGCACUAUUCUCAGUUAAAAAAAAAAUGCCCAUCUCCAAAAGUCACAUACUCUAUGAUUCCAUGUAUAGAACAGUCUCUAAGUGAAAAAAUAAUAGACAUGAAAAACAGAUUCAUGAUUCCCAGGAUUUAAGGAUGGUAGGGGAAGACAGGGAGGUAGACUUAACUAUAAAGUGGUAGCACAGAGAUAUCUUUGUGGUGAUAAAAUAACUGUGUAUGUCGAUUUUGGUGGUGGUUACUCAAAUCUACAUGUGAUAAAAUGACAAAGAACUCUGCAUACACAUGUACCAGUGUCAGUGUCCUGGUUCUGAAAUUGUGCUAUAGCUAUAUAAAAUGUAACCAUGGUAGAGGGGGAUAUUAAGUGAAAGGUGUACAGAGUCUCUCUGUACUAUUUUUGCAACUGUGAAUCAAUAUUUUGAAAUAAAAAUUAAAAAAAAAAAUCUUACAGCCUAGAUGCAACAAUCAAUAGAUCCUUAUACAUCUGCCCGGUGCUGAUUUAUGAGGCACUAUGGCAAGCUUAAAGUGAGAAACUAAAACAACGAGUCAGCCUAGAGAUACAAUUGAGGCACAGAGUAAGGCAAUUCAGGCACCUUAACCUCGGCUCAGCCGGCUAAUCUAAAAUUUCCUAUUGUUGAUCUUAUUCUUGCAGAUUCCUGAAAAAGUUGCAAAAUAAAUAGAAACUUCAUGAAUUCUCUAUGUCCCAGGUUUUCUGGAGGUAGCUGGGCACAGGGGGCAACUAGGAUGGAAGAAACCUUGAACCAGUGGAUUGCUCAUCACCAUUCCUGGGCAUUUGCACACCUGUUCCCCACCCCUGGUGGUGUGGGAGUAUAAAGGUUGUGGAAGCAAUGUGGCUGGGUAGAGUUGGAAGGAAAAAGGGCAGGCUUGCUGCAGUGACUGGGGCUUGCAUCAGGCUUUUGCCCUGGAAGGGAUCUGAGGUUACGGCUAAGGAUACAGCAGAGAUGAGGCAUGAACCUAGUACAGCCAGACAAAGACGAACAUGGAAUGGGGCCAGGGCCAAGGUCUGAGCAUGACCUAGGCAGAAUGGCCAGGGCUCGGAUGCUCAUGACUCACAAAGCCAACUGUGUGAACAAGCUCCUAGAUGCUGCAGCACUGGCUGUCACUCUCAUUUUGAGUCUGCAGCCAGGUGCCAUUUGCCUCUGAUCCCAGUGACUCCGGUAUAGACACAGGAUAUGAGUAGUUUGGUCUCCACAGUUGUGCUCCCAGGGCUUUAGCACAGCAAGAAAUCCAAGGACCAUGCUUCUCUACUCAGUGGUGGAGCCGGCACUACCUUUACCAGUUAAGCAAUUGUGUACCUUACGGAUCUGUAGCCAAUGGCAUGAAUCUCUAGGGGGCAGGAUUGAAGGAGGAGAAAUGCUAGGAAGGGGAGCUUGUACUUUAUCCUCCCCCCAGCUAACUGUGGUGCCUCUGGGGUGUGGUUAAUUAUCAUGGAAGGUCAUAUUCUCAUGGGAAUCGCAUAGGUUCUUACGACUGGUUUUCUAAAUUAUUUGUCUUUCAUUAUCUUUAAAAGAUAAUCUCUAAAGGAAACAAUAAACUGAAAAUGUUCAACUGUAAAUCUUUGCACCCCCAAAAUAAAUUUCAUUCUAAACAUUAUAUGUAAAGAAUUUAUACAAUUAAGAAUGAUUUUAGGAACUGCAAACACCCAGGUACAAUCAGGCCCUGAAUACAAGCACCAUCUCACACCCAAUAGCUUUCUCCAGCCUGGGGAUGCUUUUUCCUCAAUGACAUGGUGGAUGUACCAGUUUACCCAAAAAUAUGUGCUGAGCCCAAGAGAGAUUUGAGAGAAAGAGAAUCAGAUAGGCAUCCUAGCCUUGUAUUUCUCUGAGUUUUCUAAACUCUGGGCUUAGUAUGAACUGAGGUCAUUAGAAAGCAAUGUAACUGAGCCAGGUAUUGUUAGCUUCCCAAAGAAAUGCCUGUACAAAAAUAAGUGCGAAUGUUAGGCUCCCAUUCAUGCAGAGAACUGAUACAGAGAAUUAUGUUCCCCAGCACUCUUUUUGUAUGUUUUAUUAAAAAGGAAUUGCCACCUUUGGUACCCACGAUCCUUUAGAGAAGAACCAAAUUUGAUAUUCAGCACCAAGAGAAAGUA